GACGACAACGCUAUCAGUAUUCGUCGUAUAUUCGGCCUGUGGUGGUUCUCUGCUGCAGUGUGAAAGUAACCUCGGGUGUGAACGGGUGAAUCUCUGUGUGCAAGUACAAAAUGAGGAUCGUCUUGGCGUUACUUUGCAUUUUCUGCACUGUUUACAGCACUCAUCAGCUAUCUUCGCCAGAAGAUGAUCACUACUGGGCCGGGGUGGUAGAGUUCAGCUCCAAGGACAAAUGGACGACGACCGACAGUCCGGCGACGUACGUCGCGAGGACACUGGCCAGGUACAAGGAGAUCAUCAACUCGCCCGAUGCGGAUCCGCUGGAUAUUUUGGUAUUCCCGGAGUCUACAGCGAAUGCCAUCGAAACGGCUUCGUUUGUUCCUGAUCCAGCGGAGAAGGUAGCUCCGUGUAACAACCUGCGUUACGAACCGAUUGUACGCGAUUUGUCCUGUUUGGCCGGUACGAAGCAACUGUAUUUGGUGGUGAAUGUGGUCGAGAAGGCAAACUGUCCGGAGAGCGGCGAUGAACGACCUUGUGCUAGUGAUGGCCUUAACCACUUCAAUACGAAUGUGGUCUUUGACCACCGUGGAAUCGUCAUAGCUCGGUAUCGGAAGUUCAACCUGUUUGGAGAGGCCGGCAUCAACACUACCGUUUCGGCUGAGCAUGUCUCGUUUAAAACAGAUUUUGGAGUUACCUUCGGAACGUUCAUCUGCUUCGAUCUCAUGUUCGACGAGCCCGCGUUGAAGCUGGUUCGCAGCGGAGUUACCGACAUCAUCUUCCCUACGAUGUGGUUCUCUGAACUACCGUUCCUGACUGGUGUUCAGAUUCAGCAAGCCUGGGCGUACAAAAACAACGUGAAUCUGCUGGCAGCUGGAGCGAGUUAUCCGGAGGUUGGAAGCACCGGAACCGGAGUGUACGCCGGCAAGCGAGGUCGGAUUGUAUCCGUGAUGAAUCACCUCGCUGAAACCAAGCUGUACGUGGCUUCCGUUCCCAAGAUCGACCGACCCCAAGCGGAAAUCAAGAAGCAGCCAACCAUCAAGUACACCGCGGCCCAGAUGGACACCCUGAAGCUGAAGCGAGACCAAAUCGACGGUUACCGUACCAUGGAUCUUCCCCUCCAGAAGACGGAUACCUACGCCGCUUCGCUCUGCCAUAACCGUCUCUGUUGCAACUUCACCAUCGACUAUGAUCUCGCUGGCCCAGUCACAACGCAACCCUUCUACCGCUACAAGAUGGCCAUCCUGGACGGUAAGCGGACGUUCGACGGGUUCGCCGACGGAUUCAUUACGGCGUGUGCGAUCUUUGCCUGCACUGGGACCACGCUGGAAACGUGCGCGACGCGCUUCGAGCACGGUGCCAACACGGUGCCGAUGUUUGUGUUCAACUCGAUCGAGCUGACGGGGACGUUCCCCGGUGGGGAGGAGGUGUUCCUGCUGCCGAACAGUGUGGACACGAGCAUUCUUCCGCUGGAGGUCGAUGAAAUCGAGUACAGUGAAGAGAACAUCACGAAGGAUGGCAAACCAUUCGUUGAGAUUACCCACAAACUGGUGAAGCCACGCUCGGAUCUGUAUUCGUUCGCCAUUUGGGGGCGGAAGUUUGUUCAGGAUCAAGAUCCUAAUGCGGCGGUUCCGGUUUCCAUUGGAAGCACACUGUUAGUAUUGGUGGCGGCUGUUUGUUCUAUUAUGUUUAAGUGAAUAAAGCUAGUUUGUUAUUAAAA
This is a messenger RNA of Culex quinquefasciatus (southern house mosquito), 1714 nucleotides long. RefSeq names its product vanin-like protein 1. The coding region runs from base 111 to 1691 and encodes 526 amino acids. The transcript has 4 exons. The record is from RefSeq and is a predicted model, not a curated record. Lineage: Eukaryota; Metazoa; Arthropoda; Insecta; Diptera; Culicidae. Gene Ontology annotation, molecular function: hydrolase activity, acting on carbon-nitrogen (but not peptide) bonds, in linear amides.